Messenger RNA from Symbiodinium necroappetens, 478 nucleotides. Lineage: Eukaryota; Dinophyceae; Suessiales; Symbiodiniaceae. The record is from the annotation of a GenBank genome assembly.
AUGUCGAGCCCGGUUCAGGAUGUGCCCUCUCCGAGGGUUGGCGUGGCCACAAAGCGGGCCUCUUGCGCCGUUUCAGUUGCCAUGACCGUUGCUGGAUACCUUGCGCCGCAGCUGCCGGCGCCGGUCUCAUCGUUGAACGUCCGCGUGAUGAGCAUCGCAGACGCUGAACCUCAGUUUCAACCCGCAAGCUCUCAGGCUCGCGAACUUCUUGCUGCCGCUGCAGAGCGGAAGAGGUCCUGGGUCGAGCUGCAGCAGCUUCGACAGGUGAGUCGUGUCUGGGCGGCUGCCUGCUCCGCCCAGCCCUCCACACAAGCUCAGCUCUACGCUGAGGAUCGCGGUCGGCUCUUGGAGGCUGCCAGCAGACGGCGACAUCAGUACUUUGAACACUCGGCAAUUGGUGCAGGGCUUGUUUGCCUUGGCUGGCUUGGGUACCAAGUGGAGCUGCAGAAGCCGCGGUGGGGCACAACCUACGUCGUCG